UGCACCCCCCCCCCCAGCUUUCUCCAGGAACCCCCCCCCCCACUCCACCAAUGCUUUGCCUCCUGGCAUUCGCUUUCUGGACAGCCUUGAAUCAGGGUUAACCAAGCCAGGAGGAGGAGACCCCCCACCCCCCACCCCGAGAAUUGAAUUGUGUGCAGCAGUUUGGACCCGGAGCUGGGGGGGGAGAGAUCUCGGAUCCUCGCCCCCCAUACACAGCCCAUUUCCUAAGGAGAGCGAGAGGAAAAAAAGACCCCGGCUCGGACCCCCACACGCCGAGCAUCCGAUGGCACAAAGGGUAGUACGAUGACCUGGUGCAUUACCCUGCCAUGGAUGGAGUCGCUCUGCCUGGGUUCGGGGACCCUCACACGGCUCGGAGUUUGCCGCACCACGCGCUGAGCCAGAGCUCGCCCUAUGGAUCGGCCGGGGCACCCCACCGGGCAGGGGUGCCCCCGGGUCUGGGGAGCGCCGACGCCUUGAAGAGGGAGAAGGAUGAGAUCUAUGGGCAUCCCUUGUUCCCCUUGCUGGCCUUGGUCUUUGAGAAGUGUGAGCUGGCGACCUGCUCCCCCAGGGAUACCUCGGGCUCUUACCCCGGUGGGGACGUCUGCUCCUCCGAUUCCUUCAACGAGGACAUAGCCGUCUUCGCGAAACAGAUUAGGACAGAAAAACCUUUAUUUUCUUCCAAUCCUGAGCUGGAUAAUUUGAUGAUCCAGUCAAUUCAGGUGCUGCGAUUCCAUCUCUUGGAAUUAGAAAAGGUACACGACCUGUGCGACAAUUUCUGCCACCGCUACAUCACCUGCCUGAAGGGGAAGAUGCCCAUCGACCUGGUGAUCGACGAUCGGGACGGGGGCUCCAAAUCCGACCUGGAGGACUUCACGGGCUCCUGCGCCAGCCUCUCCGACCAGAAUAACUCCUGGAUCCGAGACCACGACGAGACGGGGUCCACGCACUCGGGCACCCCAGGCCCCUCCAGUGGGGGCAUCGCCUCGCAGAGCGGCGACAACUCCAGCGAGCCAGGGGACUGCCUGGACAACAGCGUGGCCUCCCCCAGCACCGGGGACGACGACGACCUGGACCGGGACAAAAAACGCAACAAGAAGCGGGGGAUCUUCCCCAAAGUCGCCACCAACAUCAUGCGGGCCUGGCUGUUCCAGCACCUGUCGCACCCGUACCCCUCGGAGGAGCAGAAGAAGCAGCUGGCGCAGGACACGGGGCUCACCAUCCUGCAGGUCAAUAACUGGUUUAUUAACGCCCGGAGGCGCAUCGUCCAGCCGAUGAUCGACCAGUCCAACCGCACAGGUCAGGGGCCGCCCUACAGCCCCGAGGCGCAGCCCAUGGGCGGGUACGUCAUGGACGGGCAGCAGCACAUGGCCAUCCGCCCCCCAGGUCCGAUGGGCAGUAUGGGCAUUGCCAUGGGAAUGGAGGGCCAGUGGCACUACAUGUGAGCUCUCCUGCUGACGCCAAUGCUGGGGGAUGUUUCCAGGAUAUGCCGGGCCCUGCCGGGCCAUUAUCCUAUCGGGCCCACGGGCACAGAACUCACGCAGCAGCCAGGGUCCGGCACCCCCAUCCCCAUCCCCGCCAGCUCCUCCCCCCCACCCAUGCUCCCAGGCAGCAGCACACGACACCCGCUCCGACGCCCCAGAGCGGGGCGGCCACGGACACAGAGACCCACGCUGCCCUCCCCAGCCCUCCGUCCCCCUCUCCCGCCAUCACCCCAGGAACCACUCGUCCGGGCGGCCAGGCCGGGCCGCGCUCGGAGGGACGCGCAGCCGGGCCGUCGAGCGUCACGGGGUCCCAAGAGGCGGCCGACGGAGAAGCCAGACUCGGGCACUUAAUCGAAGGUGAAACUGACCCGGCCGGCUGGCUGCAAAGGAACCGCUCGGGAGCGUUUGAGAGAAGGAUUCGGGGCUCUUUUGUGUUACUUUGGGGCAGGUUUCUUCUCUCCCUCCACGCACGCACGCCCCCCACCCCACUCCCCAACGGAAAGAAACAACAGUCUCUCGGUUCAGCUUCUCACCCAUCUCCACCACCGUCGCUCAGCUCCGGGGCCUUUCGGGGCAGCAGAAUCCGUCGGGUUUUUUUGGUUUGGUUGGUUUUUUAAUUAUGAAUGAAUUUAUUAUUAUUGACGCGCAGAACGGGGAACUAAAUUAACUUGUACAUUUGUUUUCCUGGU
Molecule: messenger RNA, 2170 nt
Organism: Mauremys reevesii (Reeves's turtle)
Lineage: Eukaryota; Metazoa; Chordata; Testudines; Geoemydidae
Gene: MEIS3
Product: Meis homeobox 3
Exons: 13
Coding region: 327-1442 (371 amino acids)
Biological process (GO): eye development; brain development; positive regulation of transcription by RNA polymerase II
Molecular function (GO): DNA-binding transcription activator activity, RNA polymerase II-specific; RNA polymerase II cis-regulatory region sequence-specific DNA binding
Source: RefSeq, a predicted model, not a curated record